Messenger RNA from Oryza sativa Japonica Group (Japanese rice), 1765 nucleotides. RefSeq lists its product as uncharacterized. The record is from RefSeq and is a predicted model, not a curated record. Lineage: Eukaryota; Viridiplantae; Streptophyta; Magnoliopsida; Poales; Poaceae.
UACAAUUUACACGCAAUCUAUGUAAUCAGUUAUUUUUUCGUUUAUAUUUAAUACUCCAUGAAUGUCUAAAUAUUUAUACUUCAUGAAUGUCUAAAUAUUUUGAUAUGAUGUGAAAAUUUUUGACAGGGAUACAGGAGUGAAUGCCCCGUUGCUGGAUGGACUGAGAAAACUCGCACAAAACACGAUGCAUUCCUCCUCUUCCUCCCCGUCGUCCUCCGUUGAGAUCAUCGACGCCGACGCCUUCCGCUCUCGCUCCACCGACCCCGACCACCGCCGCGCAGACGCCGCCGCCGCCGACUCCCCGUUCCCGAGGUCCGUCGCCGACCACAUCGCCUCGUCUCUGCGCACGCAGGAAGCGGUCGACGCCGUCUGCAAGAAGUACGGUGUCCUGGCGGAGUUCGCCGCGCGCCCCGCCGGCGACCUGCGCGCGUGCUCGGCGCCGCCGCCGGGCGCCGCGUGCGUGUACGCGCGGGCGCUGGAGGCCGGGAUGCGCCUCCCGCUGCACCCCUUUGCCUGCGAGCUUCUCCGCCAUCUCGGCGUCGCGCCGAGCCAGAUCACGCCCAACGGGUGGCGCGUCGUGGCGGGGUUCCUCCUGCUCUCCCACCACGCCGCCGCGCCGCCGUCGCUCGCCGUGUUCCGGCGCUUCUUCAGGCUGUUCUUGUCCAAGCUGAACGGCUGGUACCACUUCCGGGGCAAGCGCGGCGCCGGCGCCGACGGGGUGCUCUUCACGGGGUUGCCCAAGCUCAAAGGGUGGAAGGGAGGCUUCUUCUUCGUGUCGUCGCCGUCGCCAUGGCCGUGCCAAGUGCGAUGGGGCGGGCCGCCGCCGUCCAAGAGCUCUACCGCCGAGCCGGUGCUCAGCGGCGAGGAGAUGGAAUUGGCGGGAAAGCUUCUGCACUUGCAUGGCGGCGCCGCGGUUGAUCUGAGGACGUAUCUCUGCGAGAGCAACCUCGCCGCGGUGUUCUCCUCCAACCUCGCCGGCGCCGCACCACCGCAGCCGCCGCCUCCUCGUCCUGCUCGUGCUAAAGGUAAGUUUCCUUUCUCCGGCGAGUUCAACGCACAGAAGGUGAAGACCGAGCCGGAGAGCGACAUGCCGUGGUGGUCGCCGUUGUCCGGGAAGAAGAGGGGGUUUGAAGCAGAGGAGAAUAACCCGCCGCCGUCGCCGACGCCGACGCCGCCUGCUCCGCAUGGCGGCUCGUGGUCGUGGUCGGCUUCCGGCAUGUGUUCCCCGCCGCCGGGCUUCGCGGCGCACGUGCCCGACAAGCACGACGGCGACUCGGCCGACUGGAAGGCCGCGCGGCAGCUGCUCCAGGCCAUCGUCACGCCGUCACGGGAGCGCCGGUUCCCGGCGGCGAAGCCCUCCGACGUCGUCGCGUCGAGCUACCUGACACUGCUUCAGGCGGCGAACUACGCGUCGUUCUCGUUCGGCUACGCGCUGGAGCUGGAGGAGAAGCUGCGUGCGCGGGAGCGCGACGCCGCCGCGGAGGCGGACGCCGUGCGGAAGGAGCUCGAGGAGAAGGCGCUGCGCGAGCUCGCGGCGGCGAAGGCGGCGGCGGUGCAGGAGUACCUGCGCUCCGACGAGCACAGGCGGGAGCUCGCGGCGCACGCGCUGGAGGGGUACGAGCGCGGCAUGGAGCGUCGCGCUCCGGCGCCACCCGCCCGGAUACAGGUAGUGUUAGAUAAUAUAUCUCAUCCUGUAUCUUAUCCCAUAUUAUUUCCUUCCAAUCGGAUUCGAGAACGGAUAUCUAUUUGUAUAUCUAAUUCAUAG